AUGGCUCUUCAAAGCUCGUUAUGCCGGGUUUCCAGCCAAUUGCGUCAAUUGACUACCAAAGUCCCGGGUGCUCGUUUUUACUCGGCUCCUGUCAGUGGAAGCAUUCCUGCUGCAAAGAGGAAAUAUGUCCCAACUAGCGGCACUUAUCCGCAAGGAUUCAAGGUUUCGGGAACGAUAGUUGGCGUCAAGCCGAAAAACACGACUAAACCCGACCUUGCUUUUAUCACCUCAAGCACACCAUGUGCUGCUGCUGCCGUCUUCACCAAGAACAAAUUCCAAGCUGCACCGGUAACUUUCAGCCGGUCUCUACUUCAGGAGCAGAAAAACUCCGGGAUUAGAGGUGUUAUCAUCAAUUCGGGAUGUGCAAACGCCGUUACUGGAAAGGGUGGUCUUGAAGAUGCUGAAAAGAUGGCGAGAGAGGCCGACAAGGCACUGGGAGCUGACAAGGCAACAAUCGUGAUGAGUACCGGCGUAAUUGGUCAAAGGUUACCGAUUCAGAAAAUCCUGGACGGGGUUCCCAAAGCCUACGAAGGGCUUGGUGAUACCCAUAAACACUGGCUAACAUGUGCUACAGCUAUCUGCACAACAGAUACAUUCCCUAAAUUGAUCUCAAAAACUUUCAGCCUACCGUCUUCGCCAUCAAUAGAGUACCGUAUUGCUGGAACGACUAAAGGCGCUGGGAUGAUUCACCCAAACAUGGCAACGCUCUUAGGUGUCAUCGCCACCGAUGCCCCUAUUUCACCCUCUAUCAUCCCUCCCGUUCUUAAGUAUGCUGUAGACCGUUCUUUCAACAGCAUCACAAUUGACGGAGACACGUCUACCAACGACACGGUUGCUUUACUGGCAAACGGUGCUGCGGGAGGUCAGGGGGUAACUACGGAAGAUUCGGCUGAUUUUGUCGCAUUCCGGGAUGUUGUUACUGACUUCGCGACUGAUUUGGCCAAGCUCGUCGUGCGGGAUGGCGAAGGUGCUACUAAAUUUGUUACUAUCCGGGUAACCGAGUCUUCAAGCGAAGAAGGUGCUCGAAAGAUCGCCAGCACCAUCGCGCGAUCACCUCUUGUCAAGACAGCGCUCUAUGGCAAAGACGCCAACUGGGGCCGAAUCCUUUGCGCUACUGGUUACUCACUAAUCAGCGAGCCUGGACAAGCUGUCAAUGAUGUGGCGGAAAUAAUACCCGAGAAGACCAACGUGUCUUUCGUCCCCACGGACGGGAGCCCGGAGCUGAAGCUCCUCGUCAACGGCGAGCCGGAAAUCGUCGAUGAGACCCGAGCGGCGGAAAUUCUCGAGUCCGAGGACCUCGAGAUCCUUGUGAGAUUAGGAACUGGCAAGAAGGAGGCUACUUACUGGACCUGCGAUUAUAGUCACGAGUACAUCAACGCAACAAUGCCAGCAGCAAAAGCGGAAGAGAGAGGCGAGUCUUCGACCUCGGCCGCUAAGAAGGCCUUGACUGGUGCCUCUAGUAGCGGAAAUGUUACUUACGAGCUACCAUGGGUAGAAAAAUACAGACCUGUGUUUCUCGACGAUGUAGUAGGAAACACCGAGACGAUCGAACGGCUCAAGAUUAUUGCGAAAGAUGGAAAUAUGCCCCACGUUAUCAUAUCCGGGAUGCCUGGUAUUGGAAAGACAACGAGCGUAUUAUGUCUGGCCCGCCAACUGCUUGGGGAUUCUUAUAAGGAGGCGGUGCUAGAGCUCAAUGCGAGUGACGAGCGAGGCAUCGACGUGGUUCGAAACCGAAUCAAGGGCUUCGCCCAGAAGAAAGUCACGCUACCAGCUGGCCGACACAAGAUCGUAAUCCUCGACGAAGCCGACAGCAUGACUUCGGGUGCGCAACAAGCGCUGCGGCGUACGAUGGAGAUUUAUUCCAAUACGACGCGCUUCGCCUUCGCGUGUAACCAGUCGAACAAGAUCAUCGAACCGCUACAGUCUCGAUGCGCGAUCCUGCGAUACGGGCGAUUAACGGACGCACAGGUAGUGAAGCGGUUGCUGCAGAUUAUCGAGGCGGAGAAAGUACAGUACAGCGACGACGGGCUGGCAGCGCUCGUGUUCAGCGCCGAGGGUGAUAUGCGGCAGGCCAUCAACAAUUUACAGAGCACACACGCUGGUUUCGGCUUCGUCAGCGGCGACAACGUGUUCAAGGUUGUUGAUAGCCCCCACCCUAUAAAAGUCCAGGCCAUGCUCAAGGCCUGCUACGAAGGCAACGUGGACAGCGCCCUAGACACUCUUCGCGAGCUAUGGGAUCUUGGAUAUUCCAGCCAUGAUAUCAUAUCUACUAUGUUCAAGGUCACCAAGACCAUACCCACUCUCAGCGAACACUCCAAGCUCGAGUUCAUCCGCGAGAUCGGCUUCACCCACAUGAAGAUCCUCGAGGGUGUCCAGACGCUACUACAGCUGAGCGGGUGUGUCGCCCGGCUAUGCAAGAUUAAUAUGGACCCGAAGCGAUUUGAGACCAAGGCAAAAUAA
Messenger RNA from Daldinia vernicosa, 2460 nucleotides. RefSeq names its product DNA replication factor C-like protein. Gene Ontology annotation, cellular component: mitochondrial matrix. Gene Ontology annotation, molecular function: ATP binding; ATP hydrolysis activity; L-glutamate N-acetyltransferase activity, acting on acetyl-CoA as donor. Gene Ontology annotation, biological process: L-ornithine biosynthetic process; L-arginine biosynthetic process; DNA replication. The coding region runs from base 1 to 2460 and encodes 819 amino acids. The transcript is spliced from 5 exons. Lineage: Eukaryota; Fungi; Ascomycota; Sordariomycetes; Xylariales; Hypoxylaceae. The record is from RefSeq and is a predicted model, not a curated record.